AUGCCCACACUUCUAGCCGCCACUCCAGAUGCUCGACCAAUGAUUUGUCAGCACAAGUAUGGCCGACGGCUAGUCGAACUACCAGAUGCUCCACCGUGCCCUGACCUUCAUGAACAGUUUGGUGGCACGCCAAUACCCGCCUCUUUCGAAAUUUACAAACCCACCCCUCAAAUCACAUUUACACCCGCUACAGCGUGCCAAAUUGUAAGUCAAACAAAAAAGUAUUUUACUACUCUAACUGGCCUUAAAGUAGAACAGUUACCUAUGCCUAAAUACGAACCCGUUUCCGAACAGCAAUGCCGAGACAUGACAGUCUCUAGAACGUGUGGUCACGGCACGUUACAUCCAAAACUGGGUGGCUGGGCCACCAACAACCAGUUCUACAACGACAAUCCCUUACCCUUCUUUGGCUCUUUUGCUUGGAGAUCACAAACCGUACACAACUGUAUUUCCUUCCCAACAAGCAUUGAACUAAACACCUCAAAUUCUGCCGUAUCAUCAGCACUUGGCUCACUUACUGACUGCAAGUACCAGUCAUCGGCCUGUACCACCAGUGAUGGCUCCAGACUGCUAUGGACCCCUUCUGAGAACAAAACCUGCCCCUAUUCUCGUGUUGGCUCCUAUUCAGGUAAGUUAUUAGGAAAAGUAUGGCUUUCUGAUUCUCGGCAAUUUGCCUUAAGCAUUGAUGAAAAUUUUAAAGUCAUUAAGUCUUGUAAUCAACCUUUUAUUCUGACCCCACAAGGUUUUGCUGUUACCAUUCCUAAAAAGAGGCAGCCUCGAGCAGCCACAUCUACUGUAGUUGACUCCUCGCUACUUUCUGCACAGUUGCAGGCAUUGCAGCAACAAACCGUCUCGCUCUUGCAACAUUCCUUUCAUUCUUUAGUUCAACAAGUAUGUUUCUUACAAAAUUCCACUGCGGCCCAUUGGAAAUUACUCGCAGUAGAGAACCCUACGGCUACUUUACGCUCUCUUUUGGCUAAUCCUUACAUUCACGCUCGGAUUCUAACGUCUAAAAUUGCCGAAAUUUUUCCCUGCCAACCUGUAGACCCUUCCACCAUUCAGCCAAGGAUAGUUGAUGGUUCUAAAUGCUUUAAAUACACUCCAGUUUACUUAUCAAACCCUCUUAAGACCAGCCAAACCCUGCCCGCUUUUCUAGACCCUAUCCUAUCCAUUCUCACAGUAGACAGCCCUUCCAUACCGUGCUCCACAGCAUCAUCCUCUCUCCUCCUCACUCCUACUACUUCUGUUGAGAUUUCUGACGAUAGAACGGUUAUUCCGUUCGAUAAAAACUCAGUCAACAAGAUCACACUGCCUGACCCUGUUGAACAUGAUGCCCUCCCGUUAGUCAUGUUUACUGCCUUCGACCUUGCCAAUUUCUCAACUUCUCCUCAUCUUCAGCACUGGCAGGCUGCUGCCAAGCCUGAACUGCACCUUGGCGAGGGUGGUACUCGCCCUGACAAUAACGGAUUCAUGUCUCAAGUCCACACCCCGUCGUUCCUCUCCCUAUUCUUGCCUCAAUUCUCGACUUUUCAGCUAUGGGUAGCACUUUGCUCUCUUAUUGUAACAUUCAGGGUCUUCAUCAUACUUAUCUCGUUGUAUCUCAGACCGUACUACCUUAUGCUCAAAGCUUAUUAUUAUCAGAGAAAGCCUAGCACUCGUUCACCCUCUGAUAUAAUCCUUGAUGAUGUCUACAAUCCGUGUAUUAACAGCGUUUCCUCUCCUUCUAUCUACGCUCAAAUCCCUAUACGCAUCAACGGACAUGAAGUCUCUGCACUUCUUGAUACCGGUGCCUCUCUAACACUCAUGAGCUCGGCUUUAGCACCAGCUGUGGGCAUUGAGAUUAGCUCUUCGAAUUCGGCUCAAGCCACUUCAGCCAGUGGUCAUGCGUUAGACAUGCAUGGCUCAGCCAUGGCCACGGUUGAAAUCGGUGGCAUUUCUCGUUCAGUCAGCAUCUCUUUCACUAGCAACUCUCAUAUUCGCGACACAGCGUCAUACGAUCUCAUUCUCGGCUGUGAUACUCUAGAGAAAUUUCCACCUUUUUCGUUAGAUUUUGCCUCACGAACUGUUCAUUUUGGCAAUGAUACCAUCCCUCUUCUAAGCCCUGAACAGAUGAUGCUAAGACCCCGCAAACUCAAGUCAUCUUCUAUGUGCAAAAUUCCACCUAGGUCGAUGAUUGCGGUCCCCUGAAUGGCUAUUGCAGCUGACCUACCUGAAGAAUAUAAUCUUCUUGCUGAAACUCCUUCUCGUUCAGUUAAAGAAGCUGGCCUCGAGCUGAUACCAUCAAUCAUCGAUCAAACCACAACCAGCCUGUUAAUUGCUAACCCAUCUACACAACCAAUAACCAUUUUUCCUGGUCAAACAUUCACGUUGUCAUCUCCUGUCCUUCAGCAAACUUUAACCCCUUCCUUUCCCUGUAACUCAGUCCAAUCUAGAACUCAUCCCGCUACAGCACACGACCCUGCCUUUUUCGUCGACCUAAAUAAGUCAGCAACGACUGGUCCUGAUUAAAGCUUCAGCAUCUUAUAGAUAGCUAUUCAGACGUUUUUGCUUCGAAUCAGUACGAUUUAGGCUGUGCCAACGUUCCCCCGCAAGACAUUCACACCACUACAGAAGUUCCCGUCUUCUCCAAGCCUCACCGUGUUCCCUACAACUACAAAAAAGAUUUUGACGAACACAUGGACAAGUUACUCCAAUCUGGAGCUAUGAGACCUUCUCAGACUCCCUGGGUAAGUUCCGUCGUCCUAGUCAAGAAGAAAGAUGGCAGUCUUCGGCCGUGUAUAGAUUUUCGCAAGCUUAAUGCUGUGACAGUACCUGAAAGGUUUCCGAUGCCCUCAAUAGAGGACAUCAUGGGCCGAGUGGGUGGCUGUCAUUGGUACUCUUCGCUCGAUCUGGCCUCAGGCUACUGGCAGAUUCCAUUAUCUGAUGAAGCCAUAAAAAAAUGUGGUGUUAUCACCUAUAAAGGCGUCUAUUAA
Messenger RNA from Bursaphelenchus okinawaensis, 2972 nucleotides. The record is from the annotation of a GenBank genome assembly. NCBI's taxonomy places the organism in Eukaryota, Metazoa, Nematoda, Chromadorea, Rhabditida, Aphelenchoididae.